GUGAUCGUCACAAGUCUGUCCUGUGCUGUAAAUCCACAGCCCUGCGGAAUGCGUUCCAGAGGGGCCAGGCAUCUCGUCUUCCCUGAAGGCAGCACUUUUAUGGUUCGAAUACAAAAUGUGAAGAAGCUGCAGACGGAGAAACCGUACGAGAAUCAGCCGUUGUGGCAGCAGGUGAUAGAAGUGGAGGAGCUGUUUCCCCUCCCGAACAACUACAGCUUCAAGUCUCCCCAGCGUUCCAAGCGUCCUUCCAGUUCCUCACACCAGCCGCACGACAAGGGCAAGUGGAACGCCACCGGUUCCUCAAAUGAAACGCAGCACCGCCCGUGGCGCGGCCACACAAACAAUUCGUCUCGCUGGAAGAAUUCUGGGGGUGCAGGCUCUGCCAGCCAGUGGCCGCGUGAUCCUGGAUCCAGGGCGACAACGCAUCGGCCUGGUACAGGCGGACCUGUGCAGAAACCGAAUGGAAGUGCCAAGCACAACAACAAUAAUAACAACAACAACGGUACAAGAAACAACAGUCCUGCUGUUACUACAGAGGAGAGUAAUGAAGUCCGAGAGCCUGUUAUGCACCCUUUUGGACCGUGGUUAUUAUGGUUUCCGGGAAAUUAUUACGAUAUUCAUCAGAUUAGACCUGAUUCUGGUAAAGGUUCUUCUGAAACUGAGACUGCUGACAAACAAAAAGGGUCCAGUGGCAAAAUGGGAAAUGCUGACCACGCUCAGACAAAUUAUAUGUAUGGCCCAUUCGCCUAUGUACCCGCUACAGAUCAAAACCAGCAUGAUGUUACACCUGUAGAAAAAUGGACACAGAGCGCGGACGGUAUGCCGAGAGAUUACGAACAACAUUACGACAUUUCCGUCAGCCACGAAGGAAAAAAUAGUGCUUCUGUGGCAGCAGACGAAGCGUUCUCGUCGAGACACCCAGCGCCCAAUCAUCACGGGACGUACUUUUCUGCGGAAGACUACGGCACCAGUUGCUAUCCGGAGCCAUAUUACCUUCAUCGACGUCAGAGAAGGCAACUAUACAGCUUUCUGGAGAGUGCGAUAGACGCUCACGGCUUGGAUGGACGAGCAUGUAUCCUGCGCGCAAUCUGCGAAGCGCGGGACCUUCCCGGGUUUGCAGCCGACACCAGUUCGGUUGUUGCGGACAUUCUGCGCCUCGUCUUCACGAUUCCGUCGGGGCAGACGCCGGACAUGCGGGAGUACGAGUCCUUCCCGGAGAAAUCCUGCUGGUCAGCUGCGUGUCCGUUCUCCCUGCUGAAACCCAUGGUCGCAGACAAACCCUUCAUGUGAAGCUCUGGACAGAAGACAGAAGCUGUGAGAAGCAACCGGUGACAAGCAGAACUUC
Molecule: messenger RNA, 1345 nt
Organism: Schistocerca serialis cubense
Lineage: Eukaryota; Metazoa; Arthropoda; Insecta; Orthoptera; Acrididae
Exons: 4
Coding region: 49-1290 (413 amino acids)
Source: RefSeq, a predicted model, not a curated record